This is a messenger RNA of Histoplasma capsulatum G186AR, 1248 nucleotides long. RefSeq names its product agmatine ureohydrolase. Gene Ontology annotation, molecular function: agmatinase activity; metal ion binding. The transcript has 4 exons. Bases 1 to 1248 code for a protein of 415 amino acids. Lineage: Eukaryota; Fungi; Ascomycota; Eurotiomycetes; Onygenales; Ajellomycetaceae. The record is from RefSeq and is a predicted model, not a curated record.
AUGCAGAGCUCGUUUAGCACUCGUACUGUAGCCCUCUGCCCUGAGAGCUCUCAGUCAGACUCCGAAAUCCGAUCCUCGCUCAGUAACCAGCCUCAAGAAAGGGAAAAGAUGCUGCUUCGAAGCUGGACAAGCAUCCUUGGCGGGUUUCUCCUGUACUAUGUUAACCCCAUAUAUACCCAUGAUGGGCACGACUAUUCUGAUCGUGAGAAGAGCUCCAUUGACCGUAGGGAAGAGCUCCUGAAGAAAUGGGACCAGGAGUGGAGUUUUUCUGGUGUUUCAACCUUCGCCCAUCUGAAGCAUGUAAAAUGCCUCCUAGAGCCGGAUGAGCACUAUGAUAUCGCUAUACUCGGAGCUCCUUUCGAUACUUCCGUUUCCUUCCGGCCGGGAGCCCGCUUCGGCCCGCGCGCCAUCCGCGCCGCAAGUGCUCGCCAGCUCCCAGCAAAUAGCUACAACACCCGCGCUGCCAUCAACCCCUAUCUGAACUGGGCUCGCAUUCUCGACUGUGGAGGUAUCCCUAUUAUGCUAUUUGACAACGGGGUGGCAGAACGCCAGAUGUACGAGGCCUUUCUGGAGUUAGGCACCCGUGAGGCCCCAAACCCUAUUCCUGGGGCAUUUCGCACGGAAAGCCCAAGAUUGUCACACUGGGCGGUGAUCACAGCAUCACCCUACCGGCUCUUCGUGCCUUGCACAAGAUCUACAGAAAACCGGUCACCCUUUUUCCACACGGCCAGCCGCGAAGGGUUGAUUUCCAACACCAGCUCCGCACACGCAGGUCUCCGCACCCGUCUGACCGGGCUGGAUGAUGGCGAUUAUUCAAAUCCCGGGCCCGAACAGGGCUUCCUUCGAAUCCAUGCGGAUGAGAUUGACGAUGUUGGCCCGAACGGGAUCAUCAACAGCAUCAUCUCGCGCAUCGGCCUUUCUCCAGAAGAACCUGUCUACCUGAGCCUUGACAUUGACGUGCUAGACACGGGCAUUGCCCCCGGGACCAGCACGCCGGAGCCCGGUGGGUGGACUACGCGGGAGCUGAUUAGGAUCCUGCGAGGAAUCGAGAAGUUGAACCUUGUCGGUGCGGAUAUUGUGGAGGUCUCACCUAGCUACGAUACCGCUGGGGAGAUUACUGCUCUCGCAGCUGCGCAGGUUGCGUUUGAGAUUAUUACGAGCAUGGUCAAGCUGGGUGUCAAGGAGGAGGUGGGAGGUUGGUAUGGGAAGAAAGAGGAGGCAGGGAAGAAAAAACGGGAUGAGCUUUGA